Messenger RNA from Alternaria alternata, 1206 nucleotides. RefSeq names its product Rox3-domain-containing protein. The transcript has a single exon. The record is from RefSeq and is a predicted model, not a curated record. Gene Ontology annotation, molecular function: transcription coregulator activity. Gene Ontology annotation, cellular component: mediator complex. Gene Ontology annotation, biological process: regulation of transcription by RNA polymerase II. NCBI's taxonomy places the organism in Eukaryota, Fungi, Ascomycota, Dothideomycetes, Pleosporales, Pleosporaceae. Bases 1 to 1206 code for a protein of 401 amino acids.
AUGUCGGAUCACAGCGCAAAACGGCAACGUUUGGACUCGAUAGGAAGAUUCUCACCCGCCAGCCCGCCCUUUGACGUCGCUGCCAAGGCGAGCGGCCAGCCGACAAAGACGCCCAUCCACCCUCGCACGCCCACCUCACCGCCCUACUCCUCGAUGAAUUCGCAAUCUCAUGGAGGUUUCGCCCCGACUAACUCGACGGCGUCGUCGGACCGCUCCCCGCAGUCCUCGCUGCCAAUGUCUCACUCCCUCUCACAGUCGGCAACAUCGGCAUCGAACCAACAUCCCUUUCCCACCCCGGCGAGCACUGCAGGCUUCAUGUCCAGUGCCAACAUCGAUAGCGAUGGUGAUGCGACGAUGGAAGAGAGCCUAGACGAUGACACUACACGGUUGGCUGAUCACAGGCUGUCCAACCACAACCGGCAAGGGGAAUCACCAUACACCGAAGACGGCCGACUACGAGCUGCCCAAGGCAUCAGCGGCAGCCAAUUGUUCAAACUCAACAACGACAAGUUGGAGACAGCGCGGCCGCACCCCUCGGAAAAUUUCAUUACACUAUAUAGGCUCACGCCGCUCGCCAGUUCAGUAGCGCGCAAUGACCCGGUAACAGGCGAGAAGAUUAACAAGCUUCGCAAGUCCUACGAGGGUCAGAUCAAGAAGAUGCAGAUUGCCGGCAAGCCAAAGGCCACCAAGAUGGACGGUGUCUUCCGGAACCUGCUGCUGAUGCCCGAAGAAAUUUGGCAGUCGCAACACGUGCAGAAUAGAGAGCCUGAGAAGAAGGCAUUGACACCAGACGGUACAGCAUUGAGCUCAGACUUCAGCAGACUGCUCGACGACGCAUUCGCAGGCACUGCACCGGGCACUCUUCCCAGCGCAGAAGCUGCCAAAUACAAGGCCUAUCUCGGUACAGACGAUACAGCAAAGCCAAAACCACAAGACAUACCACCACAGCGAGCAACUUCCUUCACAUCGUCAGCACCGACACCAACCAGCCACAUGAACAGAGGUGCAGUGAGACCGGAGCGCUCUAGCUCAAAGCGCGGCUACACCGACGCCGCAUUCCAAGGCUACGGUGAGGGCUUCGGAGAUGAGUACGCAGACUCAACCGGAGGCGAAGACACACCAGGGGGAAACAUGGCGAACAAGAGACGAAAGCUCCAAUUUGAACGAACAUCACACUCAGUCGAAGUAGGCGGCGCACGACGAUAG